Peniophora sp. CBMAI 1063 is the source of this 339-nucleotide messenger RNA. The record is from the annotation of a GenBank genome assembly. NCBI's taxonomy places the organism in Eukaryota, Fungi, Basidiomycota, Agaricomycetes, Russulales, Peniophoraceae.
AUGGCACCACGACUCGUCGGCGGGCGCACAUCACUCCACCUGGCAGCGCAGGCGGGGAUCGACGACGUUGUACAGGCCCUACUCGCUCGGAGCGAGUGGGAUCGUGCCGAGGCUGAAGCGAAGGGUACCCCCAUGGAGGCGGAAAGCAUAGCAGUCGAUGAUUCUGAGGGCGAGAACGAGGAGGGCAGCGAGGGAGUAUCUACGAAAGAGGAGGAAGGAUGGAAGCAGGUCAAACGCUCCGACGCGCGUCCUACGACUUCGCCGUCAGAUUCGGCUGAUGCGCUCGAGGACCCACCCGCAGAUGCGCCCGACAUUUUCGAUCUCACCGCGCCAGAUUGA